This is a messenger RNA of Menidia menidia (Atlantic silverside), 2670 nucleotides long. The record is from the annotation of a GenBank genome assembly. Lineage: Eukaryota; Metazoa; Chordata; Actinopteri; Atheriniformes; Atherinopsidae.
CUGGUCAAACACCUGGUACAAUACCUGGUCAAAGGACUGAUCAAAAGCCCGGUCAAACACCUUGUCAAAGGCCUGGUCAAACACCUGGUACAUAAUCUGGUCAAUGGACUGGUCAAACACCUAGUCAAAAGCCUGGUCAAACACCUGGUCAAAGGACUGGUCAAAAGCCUGGUCAAACACCUGGUCAAAGGCCUGGUCAAAUACCUGGUACAAUACCUGGUCAAACACUUGGUCAAAGGCCUGGUCAAACACCUGGUACAAUACCUGGUUAAAGGCCUGGUCAGACACCUUGUCAAAGGGCUGGUCCAAGGCCUGAUUAGACACCUGGUCGAACACCUGGUACAAUACCUGGUCAAAGGACUGGUCAAAUACCUGGUCAAAGGCCUGGUCAAUCAUCUAGUCAAACACCUGGUCAGACACCCGGUCAAACACCUGGUACAAUACCUGGUCAAAGUCCUGGUCAAUCACCUGGUCAGAGGCCUGUUUAAAGACCUGGUUAAACACCUGGUCAAACGCCUGGUCAAAGUCCUGUUAACCCUAAACCAUGCCCCCCCCCCGUGUGCGUCUCCUCCCCAGGUGCCCAGUCAGUGUGUGGAGAGCCAGCCCUACACCAGCCCCCCCGUCUACAGUCCCGGCAAGCAGGGCGCCAAAACCAAGACCUGCAGCUCCGCCAGCGGCGUGCCGGAGCUGGGCGACUUCGAGAAGGUCAUCAUCCCAAAACAGCCGAGGGUCAGCAAAAAGACCGCGGAUGGAGCAGCAGCAGAGCAACUGAAGGCAAAAGGCCAGAAGCUGAAGUGUAAUUUCUGCGACAAGGUCUUCUCCAAAAACUUCGAUCUCCAGCAGCACAUCCGCAGCCACACCGGAGAGAAGCCCUUCCAGUGUAUCGUCUGCGGCCGAGCCUUCGCCCAAAAGUCCAACGUGAAGAAGCACAUGCAGACUCACAAGGUCCGGUCGCUGAACCCCCUCCUUUGUCCUCAGAACGUGGCGAGUUCACUGACCCCCAGCGCUCACGGCAGAAACUCUGUGUCCCCCGUUAAGGUUUGGCCCAUGAACGUGGCCAGCACGGUGUCCCGGCUGCCAAUCACCGUCAAGGUGGUGCCUCUGGCGUCCAGCCAGGAGGAGGAUGAGGAGGAAGAGGAGGAGGAAGAGGGGGGCGGGAAGCAGCAGGAGGGGCCGCCGGCCCGAUCCGAGCAGGACUCCCCCCCAGCAGCGACGGGCCGAGGAGAAGAGGCGGGGGGCGGAACCCCCCGGGCCCGGAUGCAGGCGCAGGCCCCGGCCAAUCAGAAGCAGGCGGGCGGGGCCGAGGGCCGACAGAUGGUGGUGAUAGACAGCUCCUACCAGUGCCAGUUCUGCGCCAGCAAGUUCAAGACCUACUUCCAGCUCAAGUCCCACCUCACGCAGCACAAAGGGGAGCAGGUCUAUAAGUGCGUGCUGAAGUCCUGCUCGCAGACCUUCCAGAAGCUGGACCAGUUCCUGGAGCACAUCCGGACGCACCAGGAGCAGCUGACCUACCGCUGCCACCUGUGCAGCAAGGUGUUCCCCUCCCUGUUCGAGCUGGGAGUCCACCAGUACUCCCACUGCUUCUGCCCGCAGCAGAACACACGCAAGGAGACCACCGUCUACAGGCCUGUAUUUGACCAGAGCCCGCCCAAACCUGGGACCACAAGUCCACGUCGCACCCGGGACCACAAGUCCAGGACACACCUGGUUAAAGGCCUGGUCAAAGGCCUGGUCAAACACCUGGUCAAAGGCCUGGUCAAACACCUGGUCAAACACCUGGUUAAAGGCCUGUCUUUGACCAGAGCCCGCCCAAACCUGCCGAUCGGCUCAGAGGAUCCCAUCCCUCCUGAUUUCAUUCAGGAAAAGAGGUGCGUGAAGUGUCAGAGCAGAUAUUCGACUCAGGAGGCCCUGGAGCAGCAUCUUCUGACGGCUUCACACAGCUUUCCCUGCCCUCACUGCCAAAAGGUUUUCCCGUGCGAGAGAUAUUUCCGCCGCCACCUCCCCACCCACGGCGUGGGCGGCAGGUUCAAGUGUCAGAUCUGCAAGAAGGCCUUCAAGACGGAGCACUACCUCAAGCUGCACAUGCGCAUCCACUCAGGUCCGGCCCGGGUACCUCGCGAGUUCAACCGGCCGGACAAACUGAAGGCGCACAUCCUGUCUCAUUCAGGCAUCAAGCCCUACAAGUGUCUGUUUUGCCAGAAGACGUUCAGCCGCAGGGCCCACAUGCUGGAGCACCAGCAGUCCCACACCGACAACUACCGCUUCCGGUGCUCCGCCUGCAACAAGGGCUUCACCCGCCAGAGCUACUACCGGGACCACAAGUGCCCCGCGGCCGGGGGGGGGCCGGGGGCCGAGGGGGACGAGGAAGAGCAGGAGGAGGAGGAGGAGGAGGAGGAGGAGCCCACGGCCGAGGAGAAGGAUGGAGACCGGCUGAAAAGGCCGGGGAACGCAGAGGAGGAGGAGGAGGAGGAGGAAGAAGAGGACAGCCGACAGGGGGAGGCGCCAAGUGGGGAGGAAGAGGACGAGAGGGGGGCCGACGGGGGGGGUCAGGCCGCCAUCAGCGCUGCCGAAGGGCGGGGGGGCGGGGAGGGGGGGGAGGAGGCUCACGGAGGAGCGGAGGCGGGGAUUCAGAAGAACCAGCAGAACGGUUUGCAGCGGCCAUGUUUAUAG